CGUGUUAUAUCCUCAGUCAGCAUUUUGCGCAUCUUUAGCGCAAGGUUGAGAUUUGGCUGUCAUUUUAAGACAAAAUUUGUUUAUGGGGAGCUCUAUGUUUUUAUGUGAUUGGUGCUGAGAAGUUAGUUCUUAUUUUUGACGUUAUUCCUUCUUGUUAUUUUAGCGGAAAGUAGGAGUAUUGUAGCGGUGAAUAAGAGAAAAGUUUUGUCUUCAGAGAGGCAGGAAGGAGCGGAAAAUAGGAGUAUUUUAGCGGCAAAUAGGAGAAAAGUAUUGUCUUCAGAGAGGCAGGAAGAAGAAAUUGAUUUCACAGUACAAGUACAAUCAACAAAGAAGGAUGAAUGCAGUCAACAUCCUAAAGAAAUGAUUACACAUGAGGCCCAAAGUUCGUGUGUUUCAGAUUCCGAACAAUCGUGUGACUCUGUGGUAUUAAGAAAAUCAACUAGGAAAAGAAAACCACCCGAACGGUUUCAAUAUACGUCAUUUUUCACAACAGCAGUGGUGCCAGAAGGGAAAAGGAAGAGCGUAGGCAAAAGGCAGAGUGUAGUCACAACAGCAGUGGUGCCAGAAGUCGCAGAAACGGAAGUUCCCAAAAUUAACGUUGCCAAAACAGAUGUACCCAAAAUUAAAGGGAAAAGGAAGAGCGUAGUCGCGGAAACAGAAGUUCCCAAAAUUAAGGUUGCCAAAACAGAAGUACCCAAAAUUAAAGGGAAAAGGAAGAGCGUAGGCAAAAGGCAGAGUGUAGUCACAACAGCAGUGGUGCCAGAAGUUACAACAGCAGUGGUGCCAGAAGUGGACGAACAGAUUAUGUUGCCUCCUUCCGGGAGAGAAAACAACAUGAGCUUGGCUGAAAUACUCAGAGAAAGGUCAAAAAAUAGCACAUAUUUGGAUAUUCUACCUGGAAGAAUAGGGAAGGAACUGACGCAUGAAAUGAAACUCGUUGACCAGCAAACUGAUAACAAACCAAUGUUUAAUGUUCAAAACAACUCUGAAUUCGAAACCACAGAUAUAAUUGAUGACUCGUUUAUUGAUGCAGCAUCGUGUGAAAAGCAACCAUAUAAGCCAUUGUAUGGUAAAAAAACUAUGGCAAAAGAACUGUCGCAUUUGAGUAUGGCCGCGUGGGUGUCACCAGCAUUGGUGACACCCAAGGGUACUCUAGGGCAUAUCUAUCUCAUGGAAUAUGGCGAAAAGGGGUUCCUCUAUGCCCAAAAAGAUAUCUCAUUUUAUGCGAUUGAUGGGGAUGUCAGGAUAAAUUUAUCAGAAAAAGUUUUCAUUGACUUGGAAAAGGGUGAUUGCUUCCAUGUCCCAAAAGGUUACGCAUACAAAUUGGACAAUGUGUCCAAUGGAUCACGCACGGUGCUAUUUUGUCGCUAUGAAUAAAUGUCUGGUACCAAGCAAAACAACAACAUAAAUGUAUGUACCAAUAAUUAUAUGUAUAUAUUUCUUAACUUA
Messenger RNA from Hydractinia symbiolongicarpus, 1449 nucleotides. RefSeq lists its product as uncharacterized. Lineage: Eukaryota; Metazoa; Cnidaria; Hydrozoa; Anthoathecata; Hydractiniidae. The record is from RefSeq and is a predicted model, not a curated record. Bases 361 to 1377 code for a protein of 338 amino acids. The transcript is spliced from 34 exons.